Messenger RNA from Rhodotorula graminis WP1, 544 nucleotides. RefSeq lists its product as uncharacterized. The record is from RefSeq and is a predicted model, not a curated record. The transcript has 6 exons. Lineage: Eukaryota; Fungi; Basidiomycota; Microbotryomycetes; Sporidiobolales; Sporidiobolaceae. Bases 169 to 435 code for a protein of 88 amino acids. Gene Ontology annotation, cellular component: cytosol; nucleus. Gene Ontology annotation, biological process: intracellular iron ion homeostasis. Gene Ontology annotation, molecular function: 2 iron, 2 sulfur cluster binding.
GCCGGCCACCGUUGGAAGCUCGAGCGAGGUCAAGCCGGGUGCGAGACCGGCUCACAGCCCUGCAGAGCCACUCUAGCGAGCGAUCUCACCAACAGGAGGGCGAGCCCGAGGUGGCAGAGCGAAAGAGCGUCGCUCCCUUCCUCGCCGAGUGGAAGUCCACCCACCGCCAUGCCCGUCUCGUCCGAGUCGCUCGAGGCCAAGAUCCGCUCCAGCUGGCCCGACCUGACCCACUGUCAAGUGUUUGACAUCUCGGGUGGUUGCGGUGCCUCCUACGAGGUCAUCAUCGUGUCGCCAUCUUUCGCCGGCAAGACGACCCUCAAGAAGCACCGCGAGGUCAACGACAAGCUCAAGGACGAGAUCGCAGAGCUGCACGCUUUCACUCAGAAAUCCUACACGCCCGAGCAGUUUGAGAAGAUCAAUGUCGUGACGGCCUGAGUGUGCGACGACGCAAGGACACGUAGACCCGGCGCGAGAAGGAGGAGCCGUACCCCUUCCUCGAGCCCGAACAGCUGUUGUACCAUCGUCGUCGCGCGCCUUGUCCCGG